Molecule: messenger RNA, 2973 nt
Organism: Kogia breviceps (pygmy sperm whale)
Lineage: Eukaryota; Metazoa; Chordata; Mammalia; Artiodactyla; Physeteridae
Gene: CEP68
Product: centrosomal protein 68
Source: RefSeq, a predicted model, not a curated record
UCGGUCCCGCCCCAGGCGUUCAGGACUCCGGCGGGAGGGCGCCGGUGUCCACCUAGGAAUCCCGUUUUGGGGCCGCUGAGUGCGGCUGCUUUCGCCCUCGGCCCGGUCCGGGAGUCCGAAGGGUUUGAGGUGCGGGAGCUGAAGCUUCAGCAGAGCCCUGAUCUAGGAACACCUCGAUGGCCCUGGGAGAAGAAAUGGCAGAGGCAGCCACGGACGCGAAGGCCCCGUGCCCUGGGGGGUGGAGCUGCCCGGAGCAGGAGCUGGACCCUACAGGGCCUGCGUACGGGGAGCAGCCGCCCCACCUGGAAGCCGAGGGGGGGCCUGCCUCCCCUGUCGGGGGUGCCCAGGGGCUCCCUGCCCCUGCCUGCCACUGUGGGGCUGGCUCUGGCCCCUCGGGAGCCUGCCAGCCGCAGGCCAACGGGGCCAGCAGGGAGCCGGCAGUGGGUGGGUCUAAGCCGGCUCUCAGUUCCCUGCUUACCCCUGCCAGCCUGGGGACUGGAGAUUUGCACUCCGUGAGAAGCCAGAUGGAGGAGACUAGGCUUUCUGCCUCAGAGGAGCUACCUCAGACUCGCACCAUUCCCAGAACCACCGCUCUUUGCUCAGGACAUGAUGCUGACACUGAAGAUGACCCGUCCCCAGUCGAGUCGCCGCAGGAGCUAGACCGCAGCCCACAGUCUCACGUCUCAGGGUUCCCGUUCCCGUCAAGGUGGACACCUGCGGUGAGCCCCGGUGCCACUGCGCCUCAGUCUUCCAGCUGCAGCGUCUCUACCUCAUCCCCGGGCAGCAGCCUCCAGGGUCACCAGGAAAAGGCGGAGCCUCAGAGUUGCUCCCUUGCCAAGGUCUCCUCCUCCCUGGAGCUGGCUGUCCCGCCGUCGGCCCCCUCGGUGGUGGGGCUGGGGCCUCGGCUUCAGUGGUCACCCCAGCCAGUGUCCUCAGGGGGCGAUGCUCCCAGGCUGGGCAGGAGGCGCCUCUCCUUCCAGGCCGAGUACUGGGCCUGCGUGCUGCCGGAUUCCCUGCCUCCCUCCCCUGACCGCCACUCCCCGCUCUGGAGCCCGAAUAAAGAAUAUGAAGACCUGCUGGACUAUACUUACCCCCUCAGGCCCAGGCCUCAGCUCCCAAAACACCUUGACAGCCGCGUGCUGGCUGAGCCUGUCCUGCAGGACUCAGGCGUAGACCUGGAUAGCUUCUCUGUCUCCCCAGCAAGCACCCUGAAGUCACCCACUAAUGUCUCGCACAGUUGCCCACCAGCAGAGGCCGCUGCCCUGCUGUUCUCAGGGCCCAGAGAGCCAGUCCUUAAGCGGUGGCCCUCUGGAGUACCCCAGAAGCAGGGCAGUGUGGGGUUGGCAUCUUGUAGCCCCAUUGCCUCUACCCCCAGAGCCCCAGGCAGUAGGGACACUCCUUGGGAAAGCAGAGAGCCAGCCCUGAGGGGCAUGAAGCACUGGCCACCUGUGGGCAAGCACCUUGAGCUGGGCUCUCCCCACCUGAGAACAUGGGACAGAGGGUGGCCCUCACCCAGGCUGGAAAGGGAGAAGGGGGCCAGCCAGGGUAUCGGGCGCUUCGCCUGCAUGGAGUCUGGAUGGAAACCACAAGAGGAGGCGGAAAGUGAUGACGAGUAUCUGGCCCUGCCCUCUCGGCUGACACAGGUUUCUAGCUUGGUUUCAUAUCUGGGUUGCAUUCCCACCUUGGUGCCCCUGCCCACUGAUGCUGCUGAAGGGCAGAGAUCCCUGGAUGUGUCAGACAGUGAUGGGCCAGUUUCCCUCCCGUCGGACUCCAGCCAAAGCCAGCUUCCCUCUGGGGCUGCCCUCAGAGGGUCUCGAAGCCCUGAGGACCACAACCACUGUUUGCUACGCUCCUUCAUCCGUGCAAGGGGCUCAGCGGGAGAGGGCAGUCUUGUGAAUAGCCAGGCCCUGGGAGUCUCCUCUGGACCACUGAGAACAUGCGCCUCCUUGCCGGCGAUGUUGGACCAGCGGUCAUUCUCGGAUCCGGAUGCCGAAGGGCAGCCCCCCAGGAAAGGAGGAGAGCAAGGAAAAGAGUCACUCGUGCAGUGUGUGAAGACAUUUUGCUGUCAGCUGGAAGAGCUGAUCCGCUGGCUGUAUAAUGUAGCAGACGCUGCUGACCACCUGACUGCAUCCAGGUCCAGCCUUACAGGCCUCAAGUCUUCUCUGCAGCUUUACCGGCAAUUUAAGAAAGAUAUAGAUGAACACCAGUCCCUGACGGAGAGCGUCUUACAGAAAGGGGAGGUUCUACUUCAGUGCCUGUUGGAUAAUACCCCAGUGUUAAAGGACAUCCUCGGGAGGAUCUCCAGGCAGCCCAGCGAGCUGGAGAGCCAUGCAGAUCACCUGUAUGACACAAUCUUAGCCUCUCUGGACACACUGGCUGGCUGCACCCUCAUCCCCGAGAACACACCAAUGGCACACAGGAACGCCAAUGUGAAGGGGAUUAGCCUGGCAUCUUCUCAGGAAGAGAUGUAAUCUGUUAGCCAAAAUCUGGCUAUUGGGAAAUUUUCAGAAGUCCUUGUUAAGAGCCAUUCAGUACUGAAAUCAAGGGGGAAACUUUCAUGUACUAGCUUUAAAAUGCCUUUCUCUUUCCUGAAGUAAGGGCUGUUGAGUUACUAUUUUUAUUUAAAAUGAAUCCUUCCAAAUUAAGGUUUUCCUUUGGUGCUUCUCUACAAAGAGCAUGUAGCUUUGCGGUUGUUGAUAAAAUAAUGCAAAUAAGGCUUACAGGUCUUUCCUAUGUCCAUUUAAAAAGAGAGAGCACUCCUAAACUAGUCCACCUGCUGAGAUCAUUUAAAGAAGGUAUGAGAAAGCAGGUACCCAAUACUUGGUAUUCUCAGGCAUAUAAGAGGAUCCAAGAGACUGGUGGGCCAGGAACUUGGGUCUUUUCAUAAAAUGAAGCAUACAUAGGCUUAUAAAUCCCUCUUUGAAGAUUGUAGAAGAGACUUUGAACUCUCCCAGUUAAUAGAAGGUUCUGAAC